UUCAUUCUCUCCCUUCGAUUUUCUGCUUUCUUUAUCUCCACCUCCAGCCCCUCUCAGUGUCGUUUAUCGGGAACUGAUAAGCUAUCAACAAUCACUUAUCAGCUGUCUAUCAACAACUAAACCAUUGUUUAUCCACUAAGACUCCACAUACUACCAUGACCCACUCUCUCCGUCCAAUCUUCACUCCUCCCUGGCUGACUUUUCACAGCUCCUAAUUUUCCUUCCCAGCAGUACCCUUCGUUAUAGAGAUUAUGUGAAUCAUAUCGCGCAUUGUCAUUCGCCAUGCAAUCCACAAGUGCCAUGCCUGCCAGCGACACCGAACAGCUGCCUGAAACCCAAGCGCCACCUCCCACCACCGAGGAAGCUUCGCAGCGCCAAGCCUGGUCAUCCGAAGGAUAUGGGCUGCCUCCCACCAGUGACAAGCCUCCUUACGGCCCCGUUGAACCAACGCCCUCACGAAGGGAACCUGUCGCAAGACCCGUCUCCAAACAUGCUACGCAGCUUUUCACCCUUUCAUACCUGGUCUUCUUCGCCAUUUUCGGCACUUUGGCGCGUCUCGGUCUCCAAGCCCUGACCAUCUACCCGGGGGCGCCCGUGGUAACAGGCGUCCUCUGGGCCAACGUAGGAGGAUCGCUACUAAUGGGCUUCUUCCUCGAGGACAAGAACCUCUUCCGCGAAGAAUGGGGUAGUGUGAACCCAAACAACAACAAUACCACGGGAACCGACCCGAGCGCCGAAUCGAAACGUCACAAGUCUGUUAAAAAGACAAUCCCAUUAUACAUCGGCCUAACAACCGGCUUCUGUGGCUGCUUCACCUCCUUCUCGAGCUUCAUCCGUGACAUCUUCCUCGCGCUAUCCAACGACCUGUCGGACCCCUCAGCCCCCAAUGGCGGAUACAGCUUCAUGGCUCUGGUAGCUGUCAUCCUGACCACAGUCGCGCUCAGUCUCAGCGCGCUCAUCUUUGGUGCCCAUCUCGCGCUCGCGCUCGAUCCCGUAACCCCCUCCUUCCCCUUCCGCUUCACGCGCCGAUUCAUAGACCCCCUCUUCAUCAUCCUCGGCUGGGGAUGCUGGCUGGGGGCCGUCUUCCUCGCAAUCUGGCCUCCGGAUCGCCAUGACAAUGGACCAGAGUUCUGGCGUGGUCGCGCAGUGUUCGCUGUCGUUUUCGCACCGCUCGGCUGCUUUCUGCGUUACUAUGUUUCUCUCGUGUUGAAUGCCCGACUCCCCUCCUUCCCGCUAGGUACGUUCGCCGUGAACAUCCUCGGAACUAUCAUCCUUGCCAUGUGCUAUGACUUGCAGCAUGUUGAUGGCAUCGGGGCCUCCUCGCUUGGCUCUGGGGCUAGUUCGUCGAUACUCACAAGCUGCCAGGUGCUUGCUGGUGUUAUGGAUGGGUUCUGCGGUUCAGCAACUACAAUUAGUACGUGGGUGGCUGAAUUGAAUGGGCUGAGUCGGCGACGACAUGCCUAUUUCUACGGGAUUAUUAGUAUUGGGGUUGCGCUGGGAUUUUUUGUAAUUAUUACGGGUUCCUUGAGGUGGACGAGGGGGUUCGUAGAGCCCGUUUGUAAGUGAUGUUAGCCGUGUGUAUUCUAUAGCGUUUUAGAGAUGUAUAGGAAGAUAAACUAUUAUUAGUUAAUGAUAAAAUAGAUGCUACCAUGAAA
Molecule: messenger RNA, 1655 nt
Organism: Aspergillus pseudonomiae
Lineage: Eukaryota; Fungi; Ascomycota; Eurotiomycetes; Eurotiales; Aspergillaceae
Product: FluC/FEX family fluoride channel
Exons: 1
Coding region: 283-1566 (427 amino acids)
Biological process (GO): fluoride transmembrane transport
Cellular component (GO): membrane
Molecular function (GO): fluoride transmembrane transporter activity
Source: RefSeq, a predicted model, not a curated record